AUGGCUGCAGUUCACCCUUCCUGUAUAGUGAUUGUAUACCAUGGCUAUCAUUUUUCAUUGUUUUUCCCCCGUUCACAUACUCUUUGUUUCAGGUGCGAAGGAGCAGAGCAUUUUAUUCUCGAUUUACUAAAUGAACUUCCAGACAUGGCGUUUAUACUGAACACCCAUGAUUAUCCUAAGGUUCAGAAAUGGGCCAAGCCGCGCCCCGUCUUUUCCUUCAGUAAGACUAACAAUGAAAUCGACAUCCUUUAUCCUGCAUGGUCGUUUUGGUCAGGUGGUCCUGCUAUAUCGCUGUAUCCGCAAGGUAUAGGUCGCUGGGAUUUCAUGAUGGAUUCGUUGUUAAGGUCAGAAAAAGAAUGGCCAUGGUACAGGAAGGUUAAUAAAGUGUUCUUCCGUGGGUCUCGCACUAACAGUGUUCGUGACCGAUUGAUCUUGUUGUCGAGGAAACAGCCGAACCUGGUCGACGCAGAGUACACGAAAAACCAGGCUUGGAAGUCAGAUAAGGACACGUUGGGCGCACCGCCGGCGAAGGAGGUGUCUUUUGAGGAUCACUGCCGAUACAAGUAUCUCUUCAAUUUUCCCGGGGUAGCCGCCAGCUUUCGUUUCCGACAUUUGUUCCUGUGCGGUUCGUUGGUUUUCCACGUCGACAGCGAGUGGAUAGAAUUCUUCUAUCCCAAACUAAAGCCGUGGGUUCAUUAUAUCCCCGUCGCCCAUGAUCUCUCUGAUGCAGAGUACGUGUUUCAUUCAUUUCUUGCACUGAACAUUUUCAAGGACCUGAUUCACUUCGCACAAAGCAACGACAAAGUUGUUGAACAGAUCGCCCGAAGGGGCCGAGAGUUUAUUCAAAAUUGGUUGACGAUGACCGAAGUGAAGUGCUACUGGAAAUCGCUGCUGAGCAAAUACGCGAGGCUGCUGCAGUUUCACGUCCAGUAUAAUGCCUCAUUGAUAGAAAUUAGGGGCUAA
Molecule: messenger RNA, 963 nt
Organism: Soboliphyme baturini
Lineage: Eukaryota; Metazoa; Nematoda; Enoplea; Dioctophymatida; Soboliphymatidae
Source: the annotation of a GenBank genome assembly